CUGUUCCCCCCAUCUGCGCGACCACAUUUGCUAUCUCAUACCGGUCUCGGGCUUCCUAUCGGCUGAGAACAACCCAAUCGCAAAUGCUUCGCAAUUACAUUAUAUCUUUAGCCUGCCUCUUGGGCAUGGUGCAGGGGGCGCCUUCGGAAAACUCCAAACUCCCUCACCCCCCUAAUGUGUUUUCAAAAACGGAAAAAUACCCCUUGCCAAAUCAAGGCCACCUCGACGUCCAUGACCCCAAUAUCGUGCAGCACGACAAUAAUUUCUACCUAUUCAAAGGAGGAAUCCAAAUUCCAAUAUUCAAAUCAUCGAACCUGUCUGGGCCCUGGACGAAGAUUGGCACGGUCCUCGAUGGUCCCACGAUCAUCGUAAAACAAAACCGAACACGCCCUUGGGCUCCAACCACGGUGGAAUGGAAAGGGAAAUUUUAUUGUUUCUACACAGUCAGCCAAGACGGAGUUCGCAAUAGCGCUAUCGGCGUCGCAAGCACGGACUCGAUCGAAAAUAGCUCUUGGAAAGACCAUGGCGGCCUAAUCUAUACUGAAAAAGGGCCUUUAUCGCAUAUUUGGCCAUAUACGGUAUCCAAUGCCAUCGAUGCCUCGUUCAUAGUAGACCAGCAAACGGGACAGCCGUACCUAUUAUACGGAAGUUACUGGCAUGGCAUUUUCCAAGUGCCAUUGGCGGAUGACCUGUUGUCUGUCAAGAACCCCGAGAAGCCGGACGCGAAGAAUAUGGUAUAUGUACCGGAUGGAAACCCAAAGCCGGAUGAAGGGUCUUUCAUGAGCUUCAAGGACCCCUAUUAUUAUCUGUGGUUUAGUCAUGGAAAAUGCUGUCAUUUUAACAAAGGGUUCCCAUCUAUGGGGCAGGAGUACAGUAUUCGUGUUGGAAGGUCGAAGGAUGUGCGAGGCCCAUUUGUGGACAAGCACGGAAAGGAACUGACAGAGGGAGGCGGCACCACAGUCUACGACUCGAACCAUGGAAUCGUCUAUGCUCCGGGUGGAGUUGGAGUGCUGCCUGCCACAACCACGGAUCCCGAAACUUUAUAUUAUCAUUAUCUUAACACAAGUGUCGGGUUCUUGCAUGGCGAAGCCUUACUGGGUUGGAGCUACCUCGACUACGAGGAUGGCUGGCCUGUAGCAAGAGGAUCAAAGAACUUUGCAGCCACCCUGCAGCCUGACUACACCUUCACUAUGGUUAUCAUAUUGUGUAUGUGUUGCUUGGCUCUGAUUCUACUUCCAGCUCGCUUUACUGGCCAGAAACUCAUAUUUAUAUCUAUAUUCCUAGUCACGACAGGCUUUCUGUGGCUCCAUGGGUGAUAUUGCGAUGUUGGAUGUUGAUGAUUGUUUGAUUUCCUAUUAUACCCUUUCCAUGUACAAAAUGUCGGCCAUAUUGGGUUGAGUU
Aspergillus caelatus is the source of this 1401-nucleotide messenger RNA. RefSeq names its product arabinan endo-1,5-alpha-L-arabinosidase. The coding region runs from base 84 to 1316 and encodes 410 amino acids. The record is from RefSeq and is a predicted model, not a curated record. Gene Ontology annotation, molecular function: hydrolase activity, hydrolyzing O-glycosyl compounds. NCBI's taxonomy places the organism in Eukaryota, Fungi, Ascomycota, Eurotiomycetes, Eurotiales, Aspergillaceae. Gene Ontology annotation, biological process: carbohydrate metabolic process. The transcript has 4 exons.